Alternaria viburni is the source of this 1533-nucleotide messenger RNA. RefSeq lists its product as uncharacterized. The coding region runs from base 1 to 1533 and encodes 510 amino acids. Gene Ontology annotation, cellular component: plasma membrane. Gene Ontology annotation, molecular function: carboxylic acid transmembrane transporter activity. Gene Ontology annotation, biological process: carboxylic acid transport; transmembrane transport. The transcript has 4 exons. NCBI's taxonomy places the organism in Eukaryota, Fungi, Ascomycota, Dothideomycetes, Pleosporales, Pleosporaceae. The record is from RefSeq and is a predicted model, not a curated record.
AUGGCUUCCGCUGCGGAAACCCAACCAGGCCUGUACAAUGCGACUGACGCGAAAGGCGACAUCGAACGUAGAGGCAGCGUCGCAAAGACAGAGAAAGGAAGGUGGGAAAGAUUAUGGCCCGUCAUCGCAUGCGGCGCGGGUCUUUUCAGCGAUGGCUACCUCAAUAAUAUUAUCGGUCCAGUCAAUACGAUGCUUAAAACUAUCUACCCAGACUCGUAUGCGAACUCGUCCGCUCAAGCAAACGUCUCGAGUAUUACUUUUGCGGGCACGGUCGUUGGCAUGCUCUUCUUCGGGUAUACUUCUGAUCACUUUUCGCGGAAAUGGUCGCUAUUCACGUCAACCAUUAUUAUCAUCCUUUUUGCCAUAUUGGGUACGGCGUCAUACGGAGCUGGAGGUAGUCCAAGUGGACUGUUGACGGCGCUCGUUGUCUACCGUUUCUUCCUCGGAAUAGGUAUCGGCGGAGAGUACCCAGCAGGCAGCGUCGGCUGCGCAGAAUCCACCGGCGAACUCAAGCAAGGAACGCGAAACAAGUGGUUCAUCCUCUUCACCAACGUGCAGAUCGACCUAGCGUUCUUCAUCAGCGCCAUCGUCGCGACCGUCGUUGUCCUCGCUACUGGCGAAGACCAUCUACGAGCCGCUUGGCGUAUCUGCCUAGGUAUCGGAAUCAUCCCACCUCUUUCGCUGCUAUACCUCCGAUUGAAGCUACAAGAGCCCGAAGCAUUCAAGCGAGAGUCGCUGGCCAAGGCGAAGACGCCAUGGCUGCUUAUCAUCAAGUACUACUGGUUCCGCCUCAGUAUCGUCAGCAUCAUUUGGUUCAUCUACGACUUCAGCGCGUACUCAUUCGGUAUUUAUGCGACGUCUAUCUUGGCCAAUCUGCUAGGCGAGUCGGCACCGCUGUGGAAGAGUCUGGCAUGGAACAUCCUCAUCAAUUUCUUCUACAUGCCUGGUUGCCUUGCUGGUGCUUUUGUCGCAGAUCUACCUUCCAUGGGGCCCAAGAAGACGCUGUUCAUCGGUGUGACUUUACAGGGUAUUAUCGGGUUCAUCAUGGCUGGAUGCUAUCCGUGGUUGAACAAGCCUGAGAACGUUGCCGGCUUCGUCGUGGUGUAUGGUGUUUUCCUUGCGCUGGGCGAGUUCGGACCGGGCGAUAAUAUUGGUUUGGUUGCCUCCAAGACGUGCGCAACGGGUAUACGAGGACAGUACUACGGUAUUGCAGCCGCUGUAGGCAAGAUCGGUGCCUUUGCCGGCUCUUACGCUCUGGACGCACUUCAGAAAGCUGCAGGCGAUGAUGAAAUCGCUGCGGGUCGCAACCCCUUCUUCGUGGCUUCUACUCUUGCCUUCGUAGCUGCGGGGCUGGUGUUGCUCCUUCCUCAUAUCGGCCAGGACACAAUCGAUCAGGAGGAUAUACGGUUCAGGGAGUACCUGACAGCGAAUGGAUAUGAUACUAGCAGCAUGGGCUUGAAGAGUGCGGAUGCAACGGGCACUGAGAGCGACGACAACGGCGUUGUGCCGGUUGAGCAGACAUAUGGGAAAUAA